Molecule: messenger RNA, 1149 nt
Organism: Trachymyrmex septentrionalis
Lineage: Eukaryota; Metazoa; Arthropoda; Insecta; Hymenoptera; Formicidae
Product: venom protease
Exons: 8
Coding region: 99-1025 (308 amino acids)
Biological process (GO): proteolysis
Molecular function (GO): serine-type endopeptidase activity
Source: RefSeq, a predicted model, not a curated record
GAAUAAUAUUCCUCAUUACAGCUCUUGUUGAUUAAUCGACUGCUGUCUUCCCGAAUCUUCGUACUAUUUGUGUGAUAUUUGGACAAGUGAUCCACAUAAUGAGGACUAUUAUAUUCGUCGGUUUGCUGUGCGCAUUAAUAUUAUCGUUUUCUGAAGGCAGUACUAUUGGAUUGAAAAGCGUUCGAGAGCUUCGUCAAAGCACGAGUUUUGUAUCCGAUCCUUUGUCUGUACCUCAGUGCGGAAUCAGUAAUGUGCAGAUAGACAGAAUCGUUGGUGGCACAGAAGCGAAGUUAGGUGAAUUUCCUUGGAUAGUUCGUCUUGGGACUGUGAUGACUUUUGCACCUGGUGUGCAGUGGACAUCGUGGAUGUGCGGUGGCACUUUGAUUACUAACACACAUAUCCUCACUGCCGCUCAUUGUUUUUCUGAUGAUUUUCCUAUUUCAAUUUUUCCUGAGGAAUAUAUAGCGCGUAUUGCCGAUCUAGAUUUCGAGAGCAGCAACGAUGGUGCACAUCCGGUUGAAGUUCUCAUCAAAGAGAUAAUGCUGCACGCUGAAUACGACGACAUCUCCCAUGAGAACGAUGUGGCGGUUCUAAAAAUAGAUCGCGAGGUACAAUUUACAUCAACACUUCUUCCCGCUUGUCUUCCGAUAGGCAAUGUGAAAAAUGAGAAUUUAGACGGGAAGAUGGCUGUCACCGCUGGAUGGGGAUAUACUGAAGAAGGCGGAACAUCGCCCAGUACACUUAUGGAAGCCGAACUUUCUAUAAUUUCGAAUGAAGAAUGCCAAGAUGCUUACAGUGAACAACCGUAUGCAGUUCUUGAUAAGCGCACUAUAUGCGCAGCAAGUCCUGGAAAAGAUUCCUGUCAGGGUGACAGUGGUGGACCACUGAUGAUUCAAAAUGGCAAUAAGACGUACGUUGUUGGAAUAGUAUCAUGGGGCAUAGGAUGCGCUCGCCAAGAUUAUCCAGGCGUAUAUACAAGAGUUACAGAAUUCCUACCUUUCAUCGAGGAAUGCAUAGCAUACUGAAUACUGGACUCCCAAAAUAAGUCUCCAAAAUGUUGGCAACCAGGAAGAUCUAAGCGAAAGCUCAACAAAAACUUAUUAUCGAUAAAGGAAUGAACUAAUAUUUAAUUUCUUAUAAAUGUUAUUA